AUCUUCCAAACGUGGAUCAAAACAUGACAGGCGUAAAUCAUCUUCGACUUUAAGGCGACUUUGAUCCAGGCAGGGGCCAUUUCAGCAACACGCCGACUCAUCUUCAGCCACACAGACCGCCUACGCGGCGCAGUUUGCUUUGCACCUGUUUGUUUUUCCUCCGUAGAGACGAAUGUUUUGUUUAUCAUUCAGUGGGCUAUAUUAUGUGAAGAGUUUAUCUCCGUGAUUUCAUCCGUCGGAUUCUAAAGAGACUUCAAUCCUGUAAAGAUUAUGGAAUCUGCCGUUUGGCAGCUUUGAACGGAGCAAACAAACAACACCAAAAAAAAAAACAAAAAAAAAAAACAACAUCUGAACAGACAUGGAGGCGAUUUGGCUUUACCAGUUUCGGCUGAUUGUGAUUGGGGACUCAACUGUUGGAAAGUCGUGUUUAAUUAGGCGAUUUACAGAAGGCCGUUUCGCGCAGGUGUCGGACCCGACAGUCGGGGUCGAUUUUUUCUCCCGCCUGGUGGAGAUUGAACCCGGAAAACGCAUUAAACUGCAGAUCUGGGACACUGCAGGCCAGGAACGUUUCAGGUCUAUUACUCGAGCAUACUACCGUAACUCUGUGGGCGGCCUGCUGCUCUUCGACAUCACCAACCGCCGCUCUUUCCAGAACGUUCACGAGUGGCUAGAGGAGGCGCGCAGUCACGUGCAGCCCCACAGCAUCGUCUUCCUGCUAGUCGGGCACAAAUGUGAUCUGGAACCACAGCGCCAGGUGAGCCAGCAAGAGGCCGAGAAGCUUGCAGCCGCAUACGGUAUGCGCUACGUGGAGACUUCGGCACGUGACGCCAUAAACGUGGAGAGGGCUUUUACAGAGCUAACGCGGGAUAUAUUUGAGCUGGUCAAGAAUGGGGAGAUUAGCAUCCAGGAAGGCUGGGAGGGAGUGAAGAGCGGGUUCGUACCAAACGUGGUGCAUUCGUCAGAAGAAGUGACAAAGGGUGAUCGCCGGUGCUUCUGUUGAAUCCGCAAUCAUCACCUUGGUAUCUUAUCAAACGUUCAGGCCCUGAUGGACAAAUAAAAAAAUAAACGCUUCCUCCAAUUACAGGGUCAGUCUUCAGCUCCCUGAAUAUGUCAUCAUCACCCCUUUCCUGCCUGCUGAAUGCCUAAUCGAGUCCCAUCAUGCCCCGUUGCUUCACUUUUCUAUACUACAUUGCUUAUUUCCCUAUUCACUGAAAUCUGACUGCUGAGAACGGACGGUUAGUAAAUGACCAAUUGCAGAACUGAUACUGAAAAAAGCCCAGAACUGUAUCUGCACUUUAAUUGAAUCUGCACAUGAUGUAUUGAGCCACGAAAGAUAAAACAAAGACGUUCUGACUUUGAGUAUCUCGCACUUGGGUGUACAAUAGGAGAAAGAACUGAAUAACCAGAGUUUUCUUACUGAUUUCUGAGAUUAAUGCUGGGAUAGCCAUUUCUGUUGACUGAACAAGGAAGGGAGAAGAUAUACUGCAAUAUACUACAUGAAGAAUUUUCAAAAACACAUGACCUGACAUGUUUCUGACUGAUUUCCAACUAGAUUUUCAAUUAACUGAAGUGGAUGGAAAGGUGUCACUCAGAUGACGGCUCACCGUGUCACCCAAAAGGUUCAUUUGUAUGAUCGGAUGCAAAGACUCAUGAAGAACCACUGAAGGUACAUCCGAGAGCCCCGGUGCAUUGUUUUACAACCAUCUCACUCAUCACGCAUUACCACAAGAGGCCUCUGGUGCUCGCCAGAAUGAUGAAGAAACCUUAAUCUGUUGUACUUAUGUACAUCUUUUACACCUUUUAUCCCAAAGAGUGUUUCUGAUGUUACAGCUUGUGAUUGUACUAUCUAAUGUGAAAAAAGCAAGCUCUUCCUAGAACCCUAAUGAGGGCUCUCCUUGUACACAUUCGCUCAAGACAUCUGUAUCAAUAGAGCUUGCAUCGCCAUGUAUUUAACCAUUACUUUAUUCAUCUAAACCAUCUUUCCUUUUCUAAAAGACUAGCUCCUCACUGUCAUUCUCACCCCUAAAUAAAUAAUCCCAUAACCGCUUUCUCAAAUACGAAUGGAGAAGAUGUGUCAGUACUGUCCAUAACGUUGCACAAUUAGCCAUCUCU
This is a messenger RNA of Danio rerio (zebrafish), 2112 nucleotides long. It is a transcript of the gene rab39bb, whose product is annotated as RAB39B, member RAS oncogene family b. Gene Ontology annotation, cellular component: cytoplasmic vesicle membrane; autolysosome membrane; plasma membrane. Gene Ontology annotation, molecular function: GTP binding; GTPase activity. NCBI's taxonomy places the organism in Eukaryota, Metazoa, Chordata, Actinopteri, Cypriniformes, Danionidae. Gene Ontology annotation, biological process: Rab protein signal transduction. The record is from RefSeq and is marked validated.